Molecule: messenger RNA, 2289 nt
Organism: Grosmannia clavigera kw1407
Lineage: Eukaryota; Fungi; Ascomycota; Sordariomycetes; Ophiostomatales; Ophiostomataceae
Product: transcriptional regulatory protein
Exons: 3
Coding region: 1-2289 (762 amino acids)
Biological process (GO): negative regulation of transcription by RNA polymerase II
Cellular component (GO): Sin3-type complex
Molecular function (GO): histone deacetylase binding
Source: RefSeq, a predicted model, not a curated record
AUGGCUGCCAGCGAAACAGCAGCGGUAGCGGUCUCCAGCCCGACCAAGCCGCCCCCACCGGCUGACCCCAGCGUCAGCAACAUGUCCAGCCCCCUGACCGAGGUGGAGGACAAGGACGGCGACCCGGACGACAUGGACGUCGACGGACUCAUGCACAACCCGUCGCUGGUGAGCCACAGCCAGCUGGGCGAAGAAGACGAAGCCGCCUCACAAGCCGCUCAAUCACGCCCCGUGUCCGACAUGGACGAAGACUCAGCCCUGUCCGAAGCCGACCCGGACAUGAACGACUCCGAGGCCGAGACCGAGCGGCUUUACGACACGCCCAUCAAGACUAAGAACAUCAAGGGCGACCGGGCCCCCGACAGCAGCCCGGAGCUGAGCCCCAGCCGGCGCCUAACAUCACACAAGCGGGACCGAAACUUCCAGGCAAGUCCCAGCAAGCUUAAGCAGCAGCUGCGUGCCGACGGCGCCGACGAUCGCACCAACGGCCACAGCCACGGCCUAGGUCGCGGCCGGGGCAACGAGGACGAAGACGAAGACGAGGACGAGGAUGAGCUGUCGGACAUGGACGUCGAAGACGAAGAGAACGAGGCCGACGGCGAAGACGAGGCGUCAGCUGAGAGUGGCCGUCAUCGCAAGGCGGCCGUCGACAAGACCGAAGACGCGGCUGACAAGGGGGGAACGGCCGUGUCGAUGUCGGUCCGGAACCAGCGGUCCAGCUCGGACACGCGAAAGCGGAAGCGGUCGCCCACCACCGAUCCGUCCGAGUCGGACCAGCCACUACGGAAACGAAUUGGCUCAAGCGGCAACAGCAGCGGCAGCCACGAGGCCGGUGCCGAAGACGGGGACGAAGACACCACCCGGUCCAAGACGCCAAACGGCAACGGCGCCGACCAGGCCGAGACUGUCAACGGCGACAAGCAGCCCGAUCGGGCAAAAGAGGACACGCCUGACGGCGUCAGCAGCGACACGCUCCGCACACGACGAUCGAAGCGCGCGAGCGCUAAGAAACACAAGGGCGCAGACGAGGGUGAGGGCGAUGGCGACGGCGACGGCGACGAGGUCGUCGAGGAGCCGGAAGACGACGUACCAGAGGACAGAGAGACCGGGCCGGCAGAAGAAGACGGCACGGGACCGGCAGAAGAUGACCGGCCGGCCGAAGUAGACGAAGAGGCCGAGGCGGCCCACAGAAACGAAGAAGAACGUAUGGGCAGACCAGUCCCCGAGGACGAGGACGACGAUGCUGACCGUGAUGCCGUAGUGGAACGGAAGAAGGCGGCCUUUGACCAGCUGCACGUGAUCGAGAAGCGGUUUGCCUCGUUCCGAGACAAACUCUACCAGGAGCGGCUCGACCAGCUCAACGAAGAGGAGGCGAUGCUGCGCGGCGACAACCCGACACACCCCGAGUAUCUGGCGAUGAUGCAAUGCGUCGACGAGCGGCGCGACGAGAAGGUGCGGGUGUCGGGGCUGGAGUACCAAUUCAGCAUGAAGACGCUGCGGGCAUGGGCCGUUGGCCGGCGCAGCCAGAUCCACGGCCAGUACUUCCAGAACGUGCGCGAGUCGCGUGAGCUCGUGCUCGAGGAGCUGGGCCGCCAGUGGUACCAGAUCCAGCACCAGCGCCGCCGCCACGCCAACACCAUCCCGGACUAUGGCCUGCGCUUCCCAGCCUCGCCAGCCCAGCGGACAAAGGAUGCCAUCGCGUAUAACAAGGAGGUGUCCAUCCUGUCGGGCAUUGCUAAGUACGAGGGCUUCCCGGCGGCGCCACAGAUCCGGGGAGCCUCGAGCGGGCAGGUCGAUGAUGAUAUGGGAGCGAUUGCAGUCGGCCACAUGCCAGCACCCACGGCAUCGCCGUAUUUCGAUGCCGGCAGCCGGGCCAACGGCAGCCUGACGCUCAGCGGUCUGGCCGCAACCGGGCAGCAGAUGCUGGCCGACGCCGCCUGGGCAGCACCACAGUCCCAGCCACUGUCCCAGCAGCAGCAGCAGCAGCAGGUCCAGAUGCAGAUGCAAAUGCAGAUGCAGAUGCAGAUGCAGCACCUCCAGCACCAUCACACUUAUCACCAUCACCAACAACAACAACAACAACAACAACAACAACAACAACAACAACAACAACCGCAGCAGCACCAACACCAAGGCGCUGACGGCCAGCGCAGCCAAAACGGCCACGCGCAUCACCACCAUGUGGCUGCUGUCCACGGCCCUGCUCGCCACCACCACCACAUGCACGCCGGCGAGCCGUCCGCGGUGGGCGUGCCGCCAAAGCGCGAAGCAGCCGUGCUCACAUCCUAG